This is a messenger RNA of Podospora anserina S mat+, 870 nucleotides long. RefSeq lists its product as uncharacterized. NCBI's taxonomy places the organism in Eukaryota, Fungi, Ascomycota, Sordariomycetes, Sordariales, Podosporaceae. The coding region runs from base 1 to 870 and encodes 289 amino acids. The transcript is spliced from 3 exons. The record is from RefSeq and is a predicted model, not a curated record.
AUGGCCCACAAGGAGUCCGCAGUGGCAGACGAGCCAAUUGAUGUGCUCUUUGCCCUGCACGACAAGUUCAACCUCAUGGACUUCGCUGGUCCCCUCGAGGUCUUGACCACGGCCUUGCACGAUCAAUCUGAUCCUGCUUCCAAGGCCUUCGAGGUCACCAUUGCUGGUGGCAGUCCCACAGUCAUCUCCGAGCAGGGAGUCUCCGUCCAAACCCAGAUCAACUGGAAGGACGCUAAGGAGCGUCUUAAUGACUUCGACGUCCUUGUCGUCAUCGGCGGCGGCACCGAUGCAGUUUUGAAGAGCAAGGGCGAGCCCCUUGAUCUCAUCACUGCCUACUCGGAGCUUCAGAAGAGCGAUCCCACCCGCGAGCGGACACUCCUGUCUAUUUGCACCGGUUCACUCUUCCUUGCCCAGCAGGGCAUUCUUGCUGGCCUUUCUGCCACCACUCAUCCCGACUAUAUUACCAAGCUCGAGAUCUUGUGCAGCCAAGCUGCCACCCGCGACUUGGGCGAGCGCACCGACGUUGUCGAUGACGCCCGCUACGUCGUGAACAACCUUCGGUUCGAACUCGGAGACGAGGACGAGAACCCCUACAUCCGUCGAAAGUCGGAUGCUGGCAGACGCCCCUCGAAUGCCCGAAAGGGAUCCAUUUCGUUCAAGGGCGCCACACGCAGAGAGUCCAUUGCUCGGCGCGCAUCCAUGCGCCUAGGAGGUCUCCGAGUCAUUACGAGUGGGGGAGUGGCCGCUGGCCUGGAUGCAACUUUGUAUCUGGUCAGCGUUAUGGUGACUGAGGAGUCGGCCAACCAGGUCGCCCAGUUCAUGCAGUUGACCUGGACCAAGGGUAUUGUUGUCGACGGCCUUGAUGUGUAA